Prosopis cineraria is the source of this 2645-nucleotide messenger RNA. Its product is annotated as BTB/POZ domain and ankyrin repeat-containing protein NPR1-like. Gene Ontology annotation, biological process: defense response to bacterium; defense response to fungus; regulation of salicylic acid mediated signaling pathway. The transcript has 5 exons. Gene Ontology annotation, molecular function: protein binding. The coding region runs from base 387 to 2150 and encodes 587 amino acids. Gene Ontology annotation, cellular component: nucleus. NCBI's taxonomy places the organism in Eukaryota, Viridiplantae, Streptophyta, Magnoliopsida, Fabales, Fabaceae. The record is from RefSeq and is a predicted model, not a curated record.
UUCAUUUCCAGGAACCCCUCAAAGCAUCAAUUCUCUGUAUUUGCUCCUUCCGUCUUGCAAGUCAACUCUCUCUCAUUGGCUUCUUUCUUUUUCCGUUCUCGGUCUGCCUUUGUGCUCAUGCCAGAGCAGACGCACAACCCCUUCCCUUGAAGGAUUCAAGCAUUCUUCUGGUAAAACUAUCUCAGAAGUCAGAAGCUCUUCUUCUCCUUUCUCAGACCUUUCUUUUCUGGCUUUUGCUGCUGUUUAAAGCUUCGUGGGUCAACUUUCAGCCUACUCAUGAAGUGACUUUCUGAAGAUUUGUCUCUGAUUCAUGCUCUCAAAGCUCAUCUUCAAUCUCGAGCUAAAGCUUGAUCCAGAUUCUUGGGCUAAAUUGUAAUCUAGUACUGAUGGAUAAUGCAAACGAAGCAUCAUCAUCCUUGAGCUUUGCAUCAUCUUACUUAUCAAAUGGAUCAAGUUAUCCCAACAUAUCUGCCUGCACUAGCCAUGAGCAUGUGGCAAAUCUUGACAACUUGAGCCUCAGUAAGUUGAGCGGAAGCCUUGAGAAGCUACUGAUAGAUCCUGAAUAUGACUAUAGUGAUGUUGAUAUUGUUGUUGAGGACAAACCUGUGGGUGUUCAUAGGUGUAUGUUGGCUUCACGUAGUCAGUAUUUUCAUGAACUUUUUAAGAAAGGAAAUGAUGGCUCAGUGAAGGAAGGUAAGCCAAGGUAUCUCAUGUCAGACCUGGUGCCUCACGGCAUCGUUGGUUAUGAAGCCUUCCUUGUUUUCUUGCACUAUUUGUACACUGGAAAGCUGAAGGCAUCACCACCAGAAGUAUCAACAUGUGUUGAUGAAACGUGUGUACAUGAUGCAUGCCGGCCUGCUAUUAACUAUGCUUUAGAGCUAAUGUAUGCUUCUGCCACAUUUCAGAUGAAAGAGCUUGUUUUACUUGUUCAGCGGCGUCUCCUCAAUUUUGUUGAGAAGGCUCUUGUAGAAGAUGUGAUUCCUAUUCUUAUGGCAGCCUUCCAUUGCCAACUGGACCAGCUUCGGUCAAACUGCAUCCAAAGAUUAGCAAGAUCUGACCUUGAAAACACAACUUUGGAUAGAGAGCUCCCACCUGAAGUUUUUGGUGAAAUCAAAUCACUCCGACGCAAAGAUCUGACAGAAUCUACUCCUGAUGCAAUGGAAGUGGAACCUUCAAGUGAAAAAAGUAUUAGGAGGAUCCUUAAAGCAUUGGACUCUGAUGAUAUUGAGCUGAUGACUCUUCUUUUGAAGGAGUCUUGUGUCACACUAGAUGAUGCUUAUGCCCUACACUAUGCCUGUGCCUAUUGUGAUCCUAAGAUUGUUAAAGAAGUUCUUAAUCUUGGGUUUGCUGACAUAAACCGCACAAAUCCUCGAGGUUAUACAGUUCUUCAUGUGGCUGCAAGGCGGAAAGAUCCAACAAUUUUGGUGGCACUGUUGACUAAAGGGGCCUGUGUAUCAAAUAUCACAUCAGAUGGACAGACGGCUGUUGCAAUUUGUCGGAGGAUGACAAGACCCAAGGAUUAUAAUGAGCAAUCUGUGCAGGGGAAGAAAUCUAACAACGACAAGCUCUGUGUUGAUCUCCUGGAGAGAGAAAUGAGAAGAAUUUCAAUGUCUGUGAAUGCAACUGUUUCACCAGAGUUAAGCGCUGAUGAUUUGCACAUGAGACUUGAUUAUCUGGAAAACAGAGUUGCUUUUGCUCGGCUGUUGUUUCCUGCUGAGGCUAAAGUGGCCAUGGAUAAUGCUGAGGCAGAGUCGACACUAUAUGCAAACCCAUCGAGGGGCUCAAGUUGCCACCUAAGAGAAGUUGAUCUAAAUGAAACUCCUUAUAUGAGAAACAGAAAACUUCAGUUAAGAUUGCAAUCCCUUAUGAAAACAGUUGAGAAUGGCCGGCGAUUCUUUCCGCACUGCUCUGAGGUUCUUGAUAAGUUUCUCGAUGACGAUAUGCCGGAUAUUUUCUUCCUAGAGAAGGGUUCAGAACAAGAGCAGAGAAUCAAGAAACAACGCUUCAUGGAGCUUAAAGAGGAUGUGCAGAAGGCAUUUCACAAGGACAUGGCUGAAAACAAUGGUUCAGGUUUUUCCUCCUCUGUUUCUUCCUCAUCAUCCUCAUCUAAGAAAGGAGGUCUCAGCAGCCAAAGAGCGAGGAAGAAGUGAAGUCCAUGUAUUAAUUUCUAGAGUGAGACCCCAAGCUGAUCAUGUAGCUUUAGCUUCUCUGUAUUAGUGCAAGUGUAACAACAGUACUAUAUUUUUGCCGCUGAACUGCUAUUUUCACAUAAAUGAGAUCCUUUACAUUUGCACAGUCAUAAAUUAGGAGAGUUAAAUAAGAACACAGGAUUGCGUAUAUAUAAUACCCAUCCUAUCCUCUUCCUCUCUGGGAUUAUGACUGUAGAGGAUCUCAAUUCAUGUUGAAUUAGGGUUUUGAUUGAUGAUGAUGAUUUUGGCUAGAAGGAUGUACUUGAAAGUAGUUUUAUGAUCACUUAGCAUAUGUAAAAUGUAUCAUUCCUCUAGUCAUCAAGUUCAUUAAGUUGAUGGUUCACUUGAACUUAUAAAGUAGUCAUUGAGAUGAACUUGACAGUUUGUGUAUAUUGAGUUUGUGGUUUCUGCUAAGUGGGUUAGCAAUAAUAUGAUCAAGAUGUGGGUUUCUGUGUU